UUAUCUGUCAUUCCCUUUCGAACGACGUACAUAUUUCGAAGUGUAGGUCUAUAUUAAAAUUUUUCACGAAGAGAAUUUCGUAAAAAUGGCAUCUCUCUGUGGAAGAAUUGCUAUUACUGCUGCCCGUAGAAAUUUGUCAUAUUCAUCGGCUCGUUUGUGCAAAGCGAUGAGUGACCCUCUCGAGCACGCAACUGGCAUCGAAAAACGCGAAAUGUUGGCUAUGCAAGCUGGCAAUGAUAAUCCGUUCGACAUGAAGGUAUUCAAAAGAGCCGAAGGAACCAAAGACGCUCCCACACUUAUUCCGUCAGCAUUUGAUGCACGCAUUAUUGGAUGCAUAUGUCAUGAGGAUCAAACAUUUAUCCAAUGGAUGUGGCUUCAUCAAGGUCACCCAAAGCGAUGUGAAUGUGGUUAUUGGUUUAAAUUAGUCGAAAAAGCCCCAGUCUAAUGUAGUUAUCAAUUGUGAGUCAGUUAUUAACGUUAAAACACAGAAGAAAAAGAGAAAAAAAAAACAAUAAAUCUUUGCAAAUUUAAAUGAAAACAUCAGCAGUGGAAAAAUUGUCGGCAGAAGCCUGAAUUGACUUUAAACAAAAACCAAAAAUCUUGAUCGAUUUGUUACUGUUGCAAUCUUUCCAAUGUUUGCUUUAGUAAACGUAAUUUGAAAAGUAAAAAAAAAUAUUGUUUUUCGAACUGCAAACCAACCAACAGCAAUUAUAAUGAACUACAAAAUUAAUAAAAGAAAACAUUAGUUACUCGUAGAGA
This is a messenger RNA of Bradysia coprophila, 759 nucleotides long. Its product is annotated as cytochrome c oxidase subunit 5B, mitochondrial-like. Gene Ontology annotation, biological process: mitochondrial electron transport, cytochrome c to oxygen. NCBI's taxonomy places the organism in Eukaryota, Metazoa, Arthropoda, Insecta, Diptera, Sciaridae. The record is from RefSeq and is a predicted model, not a curated record. Gene Ontology annotation, cellular component: mitochondrial envelope; respiratory chain complex IV.